GAGAGAGAGAGAGAGAGAGAGAGAGAGAGAGAGAGAGAGAGGGGUGGGGGGAACAGAGGACGAGAGUAAAUCGAGGGGUGUUAAAAAGGAGGUGAAAGUUUGGUGGGAACUCAUAAGGACGGUUUGGAGAAAGAACAAGUACUUAAAAGAGAAAGGAGACCAAAGAAAGAAGAAGAGUGAAAGAACAAAUACUUUUAAAUUCAGAUGAUGAAGUCACCGUGCUGGAACUUGGCCAUGGUGUUCCUCCUCCUGACCCCUGACCUUUUAUACUUCCUCUCUUCAUCGCUCCUCACACAGGCCAUCCCUACCCAUUCUCCGGUCACGCCCCACCGCAUCCUCUACGUAACAGAUGUAGGCGGUGAUGACUAUAACGACUAUGGUGAUGGUGAUGACCACUCUCCCUCCCCUUCUAAAAUAUCGCCUACGGUCAAAACUGGCCCUGAGCUCAGCCUAUGUGACUACGACCCCUGCAUGGCCCAGCAAGUGCCCUGCAACCAGCUCUCAGCCCAAGAUGGCUGCCUCUGCCCUGGACUCAGUGGGCCUGAUAAGAUACCCCACCCCCCACUCCUUAAAAAAUUGGUGCCUGCAGAUGGCGAGGCAAAGGGAGUAGAGGUGUGGUGGUGCGCCCCUGAGUCGGUGGUGUCCAAGUACCAGGUGGUGGUGGAGGGGCAUGAGGGGCAGCCCCUGAAUUUUGGUGAAAAGUUGCGCAGUGGACUGGUAGGAGAGUUGCAGGUGGGGGCGAGAGUUUGUGUGGUGGCUGAGAACGAAGCAGGGACCAGUACACCAGUGGAGUACUCUUGCCAGACCUAUGAUCCCCCAGAAGCCACAAAUCUGGCCCUGAGGGCUGGGGUCAUUGGUGGAGGGCUGGGUCUGCUGCUGCUCCUCUCCCUGUCUGCUGUGAUCUGCUGGAGGCGGCAGUCUUGUAGGAAAGCAGGGAGGAACUCCACUGAGGGUCUAGGAAACCCCUCCUAUAGCACUGAGGGAACUUUCUGAUCCAGCAUUGCACCACCCACACCCAGAGCACUGCAGCCCUCACAGACAGGCCUCUGACAAGUCUCUAUAUGGAGAGGGUGACUGAGACUAGACAGGACCUCCAAAUAUGGUAUUAAUAAUUCCACUAUGAACUUUUGACUGUGUCAGAGCAUUGAGAUAACAAAUGCCUACAAGAACACUGCAGGUUGUUUGCUGGCAAAUUAACUUGUGUAGGAUAACAGGGUACAGAUUAUGUGUAAAGUAGAAAAACUGACUGAUGCGUUCUGUUUUUAAUUAAAAAUGUACAAUUUG
Messenger RNA from Osmerus eperlanus (European smelt), 1284 nucleotides. Its product is annotated as LRRN4 C-terminal-like protein. The coding region runs from base 205 to 993 and encodes 262 amino acids. The record is from RefSeq and is a predicted model, not a curated record. Lineage: Eukaryota; Metazoa; Chordata; Actinopteri; Osmeriformes; Osmeridae. The transcript has 2 exons.